UUAAAAAUGGCGUCGGUUCACUAAUCCUCGAUUAGAAAUUGGUCUGAUAAGAUUUUAGAGUGCUGCUUGUCUUCUCUUUACACUUGUGCAAAUCAACAACACAAGCUGCCUUCAACUACUUAGAGUACAACCGUGCAUUAAAUCAUGACCACAAUAGAUAUGAGUAUACUGAAAGAGGUGCCGGGCUACCGGGUCAUCUUGAAGGCGGUGCUGAAAUCCCAGAUUCAGCAAUUGAUUGAGCAGCUUGCAGCAGCCACGAAAGAAGAGUCAAUCAUCCUGACAGCCAGUGUGGCGGAUGGCACCCUGAGUCACCUUGGCUCUGACUCGGCUGUAGGUUUCUUGGAAGACCAUGAGGACGUCAAAUCACAGUUCCUGGGGUACUGCCUCAAAAGUCACCAUAAAAAGAAACAAGAAGAAGAGAAACGGGUAAUGGAAGAGGCGAUUAGUCGAGCAAAUGCUGAAGCAGAGCACCAAUAUAAUGUUCAGAAUGUUCGGAGCUUUCAAAGCCCCACGGGUAGGGGCAGAGGCAAGACAGGGAUCAGGAGGCAUCAGCCAUACCCUGUAUCGAGACCUAUUCUUGUGAGUGCAACACCCGCAAAGUUAGCGGAAAGAGUUGUAAAAUUGGAACAUGAUCAUGGAAAUAUUAAUCAAAGUGCGGGUUAUCCCACGAUGUCAGAGACUGGUGCUGAUGAUUCAGAAUCAUCAUCGUCGACAGUUGUCAAUGAACAAGGACAAGAGGGACUUAGCCUCGGGGCUGAUUUGUCUGGCCUUGUGGCUCCGAUAGUAGCUCCUGAUGGAACAGUACAUUCAGGGCAUGGCAAUCAAACUGUGAAACUAGAAACAUUGACUGAGUCCCAAAUGGACGAGCUUGAGAUUACGGGUGUUACGCCCGGGCGACAAAUUCCUUCAGCUCAGGAUUGGGAUUCUAACGUUGGAGCUAACAUUUCUUUAGAAUAUGACCCCUCGGCGUCCGGUGCUACUGGUUCUCAAGCAGACUUGGAAGCACAGCAGGCAUUCAACACAAAUUCCAUGCCAGAAGAAUGGUGCAGUGUGUGUGGAAAGGUCUUCACCAGCAAACAAAGCCUAAAAGUCCACCAAAGAAUCCAUACAGGAGAGAAGCCAUACUCCUGCCAUAUUUGUGGCAAAAUGUUUAAUGUGAAAAGCAAUAUGAAAAGACACAUGGUUGUUCAUUACAUGUAACUUGAACUAUAGCUAUCAUACUCUUGCCAUAUUUGUGGCAAGACGUAGCCAUACUCUUGCCAUAUUUGUGGCAAAAUGUUUAAUGUGAAAAGCAAUAUGAAAAGACACAUGGUUAUUCAUUACAUGUAACUUGAACUAUAGCUAUCAUACUCUUGCCAUAUUUGUGGCAAGACGUAGCUAUACUCUUGCCAUAUUUGUGGCAAAAUGUUUAAUGUGAAAAAACAAUAUGAAAAGACACAUGGUUAUUCAUUACAUGUAACUUGAACUAUAGCUUUACUCUUGCCAUAUUUGUGGCAAAAUGUUUAAUGUGAAAAGCAAUUUGAAAAGACACAUGGUUAUUCAUUAAAUGUAAAUUGAACCAUAGCUUUACUCUUGCCUUAUUUUUGCAAAACAUUUAAUGUGAAAAGCAAUUUGAAAGACACAUGGUUAUUCAUUAAAUGUAACUUGAACUAUAGCUGCGUUGAUGCGACCAAGGAGUAUUUUUUGAAAAAAUGGCUGUCCAUUUUAUUUUACAUAACUUGUGUAUGAUGUUGUGUUUUAUGGAAAAAAAUGACCGGUGAUACUUUUUAAGCACACUUUACAAACCACCAUGGCUUCCAACCAUCCAAUGUACUUAACUUAUCAAGUCAGAUAACUAUCUUUCAUGUAAAUUAAUUAAUACGGCCCUUGACUUAUCGACGUUGAAAUUAUGGUUAAAAGCAGUGAAAUAGUUGAGUGGCUGUUUUUGUAACAGCUCUUGUUGGACUUAAGUGGUACUUCAAAAGCACAAAAUACAAUAAGGAAAGACAAACGGAUGUUCAUUAGGUGUAAAAAAAAUUGUUUCCAUUAUCUCGACCGAUCUUAUUUUUUCCUUCCAGCCCUAAACUUAGCCAUAGUGUAGAUUUUUAUCAAAGUUUAAAAAAUAAUUAAUUAUGCCUACCCACCUACCUUAUUUUGAUGGAGAUGUCAGUGGAAAAGAAGUUUUUGUUUUGGCCUUACAUUUUUGCUUUUGUUAGUCUGCAUGUAUUUAAUGUGGACUGGUUGGUUUUAUUAUAUGUAAAUUGUAUUAUGCUUUGAAUAGAUGAAUCUUAAGUAUUUGAAUAAUUGUUUUGGGCAAACCAAUUUGAAGUUUUGGUAAUUUCUUUUUCGCCCCUUCCAGUUAUUUUUUGAGAAAUAGUCUGGUGAACAUGACAUUAAUUUUGUAUGGCUUUUUGUAUUAUUUUUAAAGACUGUUUAGUUAUUGUAAAAUACUUGUGCAACCUAAAACUCCGCAUAAUUGUCUUGCCUUUGUGAGGGAUAAUGAAGAACUAUCAGUAGCCAAAUUGAAUCGGAUUGCUUUAAGUUCUUGUGUGAUUUAUUUUGGCUGAAAUUUCCAAUUCCACUGAGUAGUCAGUUAAAGCUUCACAUUAUCUAAAGUAAUUCAUAUUUGAGAAAUCAUAAUUUGUCUAUGAUACGGGAUUCUUAAGUUAAGGAUUAUUACGGACAUUAGGAUUGAAAACUUCUUACUUCAGACCAUUGAAAAGCUGUACAGGUUGUGUUUAGCUCAGAUACUUUGCAUCAAAACUGAAGAAAAUGUCUUGAUAUGAAUAUGAAUGACUUUGUAAACAAUUUCAAAACGGGUCUCGGGCCCCUUUACCCUGCUUUUAGCAUUAAUCUCUUAUUCUCAAACAGACCUCUCUGACCUUAUUUCUAGAUUAACAAUUAUCAGCUGUUAGUACCUCUGAUGGUAGUUUUCAAAAUUAGAACCUUGAAUCAACAAGCCCUACAACUGAUCUGGCUGUAGUAACUGAAGUUAGCCCUAUAUUAUGUGCUUUAUAGAACUGAACAUUUGAUCAAGCCAGGUUGUCAUUUUAUCGUUGUUGGUUUUUGGACUUUUGCUUUUUUGACCACUCAAAUGGAAAACACUGCUUAUAAUUAUGCUGCAAAUACUAAACAUAAGAAACAUUAUCAAAACAUAAGGAUUUGGCAAAAACAAGUAUUAAAGCUAAUUUGAUAUGGUAAUUAUUUGUUGUAUAUAUCAGUAUUAUAAUUGUAAGUAUUGUAUU
Molecule: messenger RNA, 3224 nt
Organism: Mya arenaria
Lineage: Eukaryota; Metazoa; Mollusca; Bivalvia; Myida; Myidae
Product: zinc finger protein 302-like
Exons: 5
Coding region: 145-1200 (351 amino acids)
Biological process (GO): regulation of transcription by RNA polymerase II
Cellular component (GO): nucleus
Molecular function (GO): DNA-binding transcription factor activity, RNA polymerase II-specific; RNA polymerase II cis-regulatory region sequence-specific DNA binding
Source: RefSeq, a predicted model, not a curated record